Messenger RNA from Paramecium pentaurelia, 2549 nucleotides. The record is from the annotation of a GenBank genome assembly. NCBI's taxonomy places the organism in Eukaryota, Ciliophora, Oligohymenophorea, Peniculida, Parameciidae.
UAAUGUAAUAAGGAAAUCAUACUCCUUCUCCUUAAAGAUCUAAUAAUGGAUUACAAGGAUAAUAGGGGAGAUCAUAAAAUCAAAAAAAAGAGUUUAAACUAUCAUAGAAAAAAAUGAUUAAUAUUCCUAUUAAAACCCAACGAAUUAACAAGAAUACUUAAUAAAUAUCAUCAUAGAGAAGUCCUAUCAAUAUGUCAACCAAAACUACUAAACAGACAAUUGAAACUAAGAGAAGUGUAUCACCAGAAGAAUUUAAAAAUAAGAGAAGAAGUAUUAAAUUAUUAAUAAAGUAGAAAGUCCUUAAUAAACAAAGUAGCAAUCAUCAAAAGACAAAAAUAAUAUAAAAUAAAACAAUAGUUCACCUUUAAAGAAAUAUAUAAAAUAAAAGUAGAAAUCCAUGUAAAUUAAAGAGAAUGAAAUAAAAUUGAAGUUAAAGGAUAAUGAAUAUAAGAAGUAAUUUGAAAAACUUUAAAUAGGCAAUGCAAUCUAGAUAAAUUAAAGAAAAAAACAAAGAAAAUUAUUGAAAAAUAGAAAAAACAAAAAAAUAAAUGUUUAAAAGAAAAAGUUUAGUAAAAAUAAAAAGUUAUAGAAAUAAAAAAAAAGUUUGAAGAAAUUACAAAACGAUUUGAAAAAUUUUAGAAUACUUAAAUAGAAUAAUUUUAACAUUAAAUAGAUUAAAAAUAAUAAUAAAAUUAAUAAAAAGAAGAAGAUAUUGAUAAUCUUUAUGAAUAUUAUUUAAAUUAAGCUGCUUUAACUAUUUAAAUUAAUUGGAAAGAAUAUUUGAAGAGAUAAAAAUUAAAAAGAAAAUUUAUUUAAUCUUAAAAACAGAGCAUUGAUUGGGAAAUAAAUGCAAUUAUGUCAUAAUAAACAUUAAAUAGCGAUGAAGGUUUAUUAUUUUGUUAAGGAGGAGAAAAGUAGGUUCAUAUAUCAAAUAUUAGAAGUUCUGUUGUAUCUGAAGAGUCUUUAUCAAUAAUGAAUCAACUUAACUAAGAAUUAGAUAAUUGGAAUAUUUAUAUUCAAAGUAUUGUAAAAAAUCAAGAUUUAUCAUAAAUUAAUAGGUAAAUGUAAUAAUAAAUAAUAAAUAUUGUUUAAAAUCAUUUGAAAAAAACUGAAAGUUAAUCUGAAAAAAGAAGUGAGAAUGAAAUAAAUCAAGAGAGAAGUUUUAAUUCUUACAGAAAAAAAUUAAGUGAUGAAUUAUCAAAAUCUUCAAUUUUAUAACUUCAAUAAUAGGCUUUAAAAGAAGAAGGAAAAUUAUUAGGUUUUCGAGAAGAAGCUAUAUAUCUUAGGUAUGAAACUGAAAAAAAAUCUAAAUAUUGUGAUAAUAAGUAAUCUCUUGAUGAAUGGCUCAAUAAAGAAUUAGAAGAUCUAUAAAAUACUAGGAAAGCAAUAGAAAUAUGCCAUAAGAGGGAAAUAUCAGCUUUAAAAAAGAUAUAAAGAGACAUAUUAAUAGCUUCUGAAGAAUUAGAUUAGGAUUCUUCAGAAAAUCAAUAAAUAUAGUUAAUAUCAAAAUAAAUUGAUGAUUAAUUUAAUUAAGUGACUAAAUAAAAGUAAGAAAAUAUAUAAUAGGAAGAUAUUUAAAAGACAAUUAAUUUUUUGACAGGAGAAAUCUUUAAUGAUAUAAUAGAUGAAUUAAUAGAUGAAGUAUAAAAUAAUAGAGAAAAUUUCUACAUAUUUUUUUCAGAUCUUGUUCUUAAUAAAGAUAUUAUUUCUAUUGCACCUACUUCAGUUAAAGAAAUCUAGUCUUAUCUCGAUGCCCUUUUUAAGUAUAUACUCGAGAAUUAUUCUAUUGAUCUAUUAAAAAACUUGAAUCUACCUUUCGGAUUUACUCCUUAGAAAAGAAUGAAAUUGAUACAUGGAUAUGAUGAUGAUGAAAAUAAUGAAGAAAUUGAUUAAAACAUAGCAUAUCCAUUAAGUGAUACUAUAUUUAUAGAGUUUGAAAAUUAGAGACUCUAAGAAUUUGAUUUGAAUGAUUAGAUUGCUUUUGCUAUUCGUGAAUUAGAGCAUAUACACAAUAAAGCUAUAUUUGAUGCAUGCAAUGAAGCUUUAAAUUAUGAAAGACCAUAUUUUUUAAGUAUUCAUAUUAUAUAAAAUAAGAUUCUGGAAUUGUGUAUCCAUGGUAGAAAAUUAAUCAAAGAAUUAUUAUGCCAAAUUAAUUGGAAUAAACCUUAGAGUAAUCAAAAAAAAAAGUUUUGGAUUGGAGUAGUUUUCUAUGUGGAUUUUUGCCUUUAGAAGAAAAUUAAAAUUAAAAUAUAAAGGAAGAAAAAUAAAAAAUUAUUGAAGAGAAAAAAUUAUCUAUGAAAUAACAAUAAUUAAAUUUAUUUGAAAAUUCUACAGGAUCAGAAUUUAAUUCAUAGUUUGAUAAUUUGGGUUUGAUAAGAGAUGAAUAAUUAUAUAAAUUACUUAUUUCAGAUGUAUAAUUUAAAUUUAUUUAGAUAAAAGAGUCAGAAAAUAAAUGGUACCUUGUAGAAGAUGAUAGAGUAGAUUAUUUAAUGGAAUUAAGUGAUUAAAUAUUUGAAUAUUUAAUAGAAGAAUUUUAAAAGGAAUUAUGA